Molecule: messenger RNA, 1125 nt
Organism: Paraphaeosphaeria sporulosa
Lineage: Eukaryota; Fungi; Ascomycota; Dothideomycetes; Pleosporales; Didymosphaeriaceae
Product: ZIP zinc/iron transport family
Exons: 2
Coding region: 1-1125 (374 amino acids)
Biological process (GO): zinc ion import across plasma membrane
Cellular component (GO): plasma membrane
Molecular function (GO): low-affinity zinc ion transmembrane transporter activity
Source: RefSeq, a predicted model, not a curated record
AUGUCGUUGCCCAUGGAGGUGGCACGUCUCGUGCUGCGUCAGGCUGAGGAAGGCGCCGAGGAGGAACCUUCACCGGGCCACUGCAUCAGUUCCAACGCAUAUGAUGGGCGCAUGGGCAUCCGGAUAUCGUCCAUCUUUGUCAUUCUGGUCGGCUCUAUGUUCGGUGCCGUUUUCCCCGUAUUUGCUAAGCGAAACCGCCAGCUAGGUAUACCCGAGUCGCUCUUCUUUGUUGCAAAGUACUUCGGUUCUGGUGUCAUCAUUGCUACCGCCUUCAUACACCUCUUAGCACCAGCAAAUGAGGCACUCGGGAACCCAUGCCUUACUGGUGUCAUCACCGUGUAUCCAUGGCCAGAGGGCAUUGCGCUCAUGACCAUCUUCCUCAUGUUCUUCCUGGAGCUGAUGACUAUGCGUUUCGGUAACUUUGGAGGAGAGCACUCGCAUGAUGGCCAUACGCAUGGAUCCGCUCCCCACGAUUCGGUCAGCCUGGAGGACCGCAGUAAGACUGUGGGGAGCGAGGGCGACCAAAGUCAUGGCCAUCAGAUUGGUGAAGACCAUCUUGGCCACACGCGAGACCACACGGAUAACUCUGAGCUUGGCUCCGACUUCGAAGCCCGCGGCAUCAUCCCUGAGACGUACGCGGCUCAGAUCACUGCCAUCUUCAUUCUUGAGUUCGGCGUCAUCUUCCAUUCCAUCUUCAUCGGCCUGACGCUUGCGGUUUCUGGCGACGAGUUCAUCACCCUGUACAUUGUCCUGGUCUUCCACCAAAUGUUCGAAGGCCUUGGUUUGGGUUCUCGACUGGCCAUGGUCCCCUGGCCCAAGAGCAAGAGGUGGACGCCAUACAUCAUGGGUAUUGCCUAUGGCCUGUCCACUCCUAUUGCCAUUGCUGUUGGUCUAGGUGUCCGCACGUCUUAUCCGCCCGAGUCGACCACGACCCUUUUGACCAACGGAGUCUUUGACUCCAUCAGUGCUGGUAUCCUGAUCUACACCGGGCUCGUUGAGCUCAUGGCGCACGAGUUCAUGUUCUCGCCGUACAUGCAGAAGGGGCCGAUCUCGAGGAUGCUCUGGGCUUUUACACUCAUGGUGCUUGGUGCUGGGCUGAUGGCUCUGCUUGGAUACUGGGCAUAA